AACAAAAACCAAGCACAAGCUGGCGAGGGAAGGGAAGGAAGGGGGAGGGCGAAAGUAGGAAGGGAAGAGGACAAGUGGAGAGGAGUUUCGGUGGCAGUGGAAAGUGGCAGUUCUGACCACAUUCCCUACACCACCACCAUCCUCAACCUCAAUCCCCAUCCAUUCCAUUCCAUCCUGCACGAGUUCUCCACUGGAGUGGAGAUCCGUACUAUACUUUUUUUUAUUAUUACCACCUGCCCGCAAAACCAAAUCCCCGCACCUUCCUCUUUCCCCUUCUUUCUCCUCCCAAAACCGCUCUCUUUCUUCUCCCAAUUGCCCACCUACCGGAAGAGAGGAAGAGAGAGAGAGAGAGAUGGGUUCUUGCGGAUUGAGGAGGGUCAGAUGAUGCCAUUACCAAUUUAACAUCUUCUGCAUCUUUUUUUUGCCUUUCUUGGCAUAUUCUUCUCUUCUGGAUGUGUAGAUCCUUCUUUCCCCAGUCCUGCUUAGCUUUCAAGCAGACCAACAGGUCCGAGAUUGGUGACCUGGGAGCGGUUUCUUGAGGUGUGGUGCCGUUCUGGGUAAGAUCGACUCUGUUGCCCUGCAAGAAUUCGAUGCAGGAGUAAGGGCGGCGGCAGUAUGUAAUUUGGUGGGCGGUUGUUGGAGAAGAGGAGCAAUUUUGCCCAUCGGUUUCUUGGGUGCAAAUUGAGGGCAAAUUUCGGUGAAUUUCGUCGGAAAUUGAGGAAGCCCGUUUGGCAAUCGGUCCUGUCCAUGUCCCAUGCCUAGAAGCUGGGGCAUUUUGGGUGUGAAUUGUGACGAAUUCCAGCCAAUUUGGGUUGGGCCAGGAAAGUACCCUUUGGGGGUUUCAGUUUGUGGUGUGAUCUGCAAUCUUUCCAAGAUUGGUGGGGAGUUCUUUGUGUGUGCUGGUGGCAAAUGGGUUGCACACACUCCAAGGUGGAGGAUGAGGAGGCCGUCAGGAGGUGCAAGGAUAGGAGGAAGCUGAUGAAGCAGCUAAUGCGGCGCCGAGUUGAGCUUGCGGCUGCACAAACCGCCUACCUGCAGUCACUCCGAAACACAGGAGCCACACUUCGACAAUUCGCCGAGGUGGAGUCUGCAUUGUCACAGCAGCCCCCUGCAGGUAUUGCAGUGCAUCCAUCACCACCACCACCUCCACCUCCACCUCCACCGCCACCACCGGUGCCAGUACCUCCUGCAUACUCAGUGACAUCCUCAGUGCCACCGUACUCGAUGACAUCCUCAUUGCCACCCUCACCACGCCCUCCACCACCGCUACCGUUUAGUCCAAUAGUGAUAAGGAGGAAAAAGAGAGACGGUGAACUUGAUGAGGAUGAUUCUACAGACGACGACGACGACACUGACAGCUGCUCGACUCCUCUACCACCUCCCCCGCCACCAGGGGUUGAGUGGGAGUACUUGGAACCUUUUGCAAUGCGUCCCUUAAAUUUUCCAUCUUCAUUGGCUGAUAGGAUUGAUAAAGAAGCGGCCUCACAGGUGACCAUGGAUGAUGAUAACUGGGUGGAGACUAACACAGAAUUUGAUGGAUAUGACGAUGAAAGUGUGUCUGGUAAUGUUGAAGGCAUUGUGAGCAGUGUCCAGUUGAAUCAAGCCAAGAGUAGGGCUCUAGGUGAUGACAAUUCAUCAAUGGUUAGCUGGGUGACAAAGGACUCAGACACUUCAGCGAUGGCCUGGAGGAGUAAGAAGUCGCUGGCAGGAAUUGCCAAGGAGAUUGAUGAAUACUUCUUGAAAGCAGCGGCGAGUGGGAGUGACAUCGUCAUACUUUUGGACUCUUCUGGUGGGCAGCCAGAUCCCUCAGAGUUAGAGGCAAACAGAGGUGCAGGAAAAAAUUCCAAAUCCGCCAAGGUUUUUUCCACAAUUUCUUGGAGCUGGUCAUUCAAAUCUGCGCAAGCUAAUAGACAAUCCUCAAUGCAUUCAAGUGAUGCCUCUGGAUAUGGUUACCAUGGCAAAACACUAGAGAAACUUUAUGAAGAGGAGCAAAAACUCUACAAGUUAGUCAAGGAUGAAGAAUUUGCAAGGCUCCAGUACAGAAAGAACACCUCGUUGCUACAAAGACUAGAAUCAGGUGACCAUGAUAAAUUGCAUGCAGAGAAAGUGCGAGAUAAUAUAGAGGAAUUGCAAGCUCGGAUAAUCUCUUUGGAGGAAGCUGUUGGUUUGACAUGUUUGUCCAUAUCAAAGCUCAGAGAUGAGGAGUUAUAUCCUCAGAUUAUUGAAUUAUCUGCAGGGCUUGUGCAUAUGUGGAGAAACAUGUAUGAGUGCCAUCAGGUUCAGAACCACAUUGCCCAGCAAGCCAAUCUUCUAGGCAAUUUACCAGGGAAUGAACCAACAACUGACACUCAUUGUCAGGCAACAUCUCAGCUGGAAGUUGAAGUUUCUGCAUGGCAUAGUUCAUUCUGCAAUCUCAUCACCUUACAGCGUGACUACGUAACCAUCCUUAACCAGUGGAUUAAACUCACUGAUUGCCUGCCUGAUAACGAUGGCUUUAUGAAAAGUUCGUCAGGAAUUCGUAGUCUCUGUGCAGAACUCCAGCGAGCUCUUACAGGAUUACCUGAGAAGGUAGCUGCAGAAGCAAUAAAGACUUUUCUGUCAGUUAUACACACUAUAGUUGUACAGCAGACUGAGGAGCGUCAACUGAAGAAAAAGUCCGACCAAAUCGAGAGCAAGUUCCAUACCCAGUUAGAGAAACACAGCAACAAUGCAACCCAAAAUUCGGGCCAGCCUACACUUGCAAAGCUGGACACGUUCAAAAAGCAGGUUGAAGAGGAGAAGGCUAGGUAUCUGAACUCCGUGAGGACUAGUCGAGCCAUGACACUGAACAAUCUUCAGACGAGCCUUCCAAAUGUGUUCCAUGCUCUGAUGGGGUUUUCCGGAGUAUGCGUGCAGGCGUUCGAAGGUAUCAGUAGAUGCAGUGAGAUUGUCGCCAGCCACUCGGGAGCAGUUUCACCUGCCAUUUCUUCGUGACUGCAUCCGGCAUGGUUCGUUGUGAUUGUUCAUUGUAAGUAGGCAAAGAAACUGGUUCUACGUGAAUACACUUCUCUUCCAAAACUUAAAAAGGGAAAGAAUUUAGCGACGAUUUUAAGUCAGUACAGGCAUAGUAGUCUUUUGAAUAGAUCAACAUAGUCUCGAUUUGGGAAGAGGUGGAUGUCUAUGAGGUUACUGGGAAAUGAUUCAUGUGUAACUAGAUACUUGAACAGUUGAACAGUAGUCUGUUGCUGCAUGUUCUCAACUUCUCAAUUCUCAUUAUAUGAUGCUAUUUUCUAUUUCUCAACAAUACAGUUCCAAUAUCAGAGUACUGAAUGUCAAGUCUCACAUGACAGAUGCUUUUAUUCA
This is a messenger RNA of Oryza sativa Japonica Group (Japanese rice), 3342 nucleotides long. RefSeq names its product protein ALTERED PHOSPHATE STARVATION RESPONSE 1. The record is from RefSeq and is a predicted model, not a curated record. NCBI's taxonomy places the organism in Eukaryota, Viridiplantae, Streptophyta, Magnoliopsida, Poales, Poaceae.